CGUCUUCUCCCCGGAUCUCUUCGGACCCCGGGACUCCCGCACAGCCCCCUCCCCGGACCUUGGCGGACCCCAGCACCGCCCCCUCCUCGGAUUCCCUGGAUCUUCAGGACCCCGCGCCUCCCCCUCCCCGGAUCCCCUCGGCUCGGGCUCCGCCCCCGCGCGGUCUGCACGGACAAGCUCGCGCAGCGCAGCGCCCCCCCGCCCCGCGCCCGCCUCUGCGGCUGCGCGCUCGCGGGGCCGAGGCCGAGGGGAGGGGGUCGCGCCGGGGGCCGGCGGAGCUGCUGUGGCGGCAGCGGCGACUGCGAGAAACGGAGCGAGCCUGGCGGCCGCGGGCAGGCCCAAAGGCAACGGAGGAAGCGGCCAUGUCGCGCUACACGAGGCCCCCCAACACCUCCCUGUUCGUCAGGAACGUCGCAGACGCCACCAGCACCAGGCCAAAUGAAAUCAAAAGAACGUCACCCUUGUUCUCCAAGUGAUCAUAGGCGGUCAAGAAGCCCCAGCCAAAGGAGAACUCGAAGUAGAAGCUCUUCAUGGGGAAGAAAUAGGAGACGAUCUGAUAGCCUUAAAGAGUCUCGACACAGGCGAUUUUCUUAUAGCCAAUCUAAAUCUCGCUCCAAAUCACUACCAAGGCGGUCUACCUCAGCAAGGCAGUCAAGAACUCCAAGAAGGAAUUCUGGUUCUAGAGGACGGUCAAGGUCCAAGUCAUUACCAAAAAGAUCCAAGUCAAUAGGAAAAUCACAAUCAAGUUCACCUCAAAAGCAGACUAGCUCAGGAACCAAAUCAAGAUCACAUGGAAGACAUUCUGACUCCAUAGCAAGAUCCCCUUGUAAAUCUCCCAAGGGGUAUACCAAUUCUGAAGCUAAAGCACAAACAGCAAAACACUCUCAUUUUCGAUCACAUUCCAGAUCUCGGAGUUAUCAUCAUAAAAACAGCUGGUGAACAGCAGCAGAAGAGUGCUACAUAGUCUUGAAUAUAAGUCAUUAAACCUCUCAUUAUGCUAAAUAAAAAUUCUUCAAGGCUUAUAGAAAAUGUGAGUUACUUUGGGCAUGUGCAACAAAUAAAGUCUCUCUAGCUUUGGGUUAAUAAAGAUUUGGUCUCAAUUUAAAGGGCCCAUACCACAAAUUAUGAUGUGUCUGAUGUCACCAUUUUAUGGACCAUUUUUUGUUUACCUUGUGGCAGAAUGGUACUUUUCAAAAGAAAUGGGUAAAAUGAAAUUAAUAUAGAAAAUUCUACUUGGAUAUUAAGUAUUAGUAAUACUGAUACAUUUUACAUAAAGAUUUUUUACUUUAAAGCACUUUUACUUUCAUGUAAAAAAUAAUGACUGUAUAAUUGCAAAGGGAAGACUUAAACUAUUUGACACCUUAUGUCUCUGUUGUAUCUUCUCUUUAAACUUGGACCAAUUCCUAGUGGCUGUUAGUUCAUAUUACAAAAUUCUGACAUUCCUAAAAGAAGAAUCUAUAUAGAGAUCAAGAAUUCAAAAGAUACAUUCUCUCCUGAGCUCAAAAAAGCUUUUAUUUUUACCAUGUGGAACAGUAUAAAGUUGACAUUAAAUUACAUCCUGUACUGUGUUCAUUCACUUCAGAAAUAUCAAAACAUAUAAAAAAUACUGAAUUUUGAAUGGUUGGAGACUACUCUAAAACUUGUAUACAGCACUCAUAAUCCAAAAAUACUCAUAUUAAGCCUUAUACAUUUGAAGAGUAGUGGUACAUUUUGUAUAAAAAUCAUAUUUUAUAACAUUAUUUCUACAUACCUACUUUUCAUCUACUGAAUUUCUUCUUAGAGCUCUAGCUCAAGACUUUAAAUUGUGUAGAAUAAGUCCUAUUAUUUUUGAAAGUGUUUAGUAACUUGUAGUAAGGAAUUCAAGACUGCAUCCUCUAUAAGCUUUGUGGUAUUCAGAUUUACUUUACACUGCCCUUCAUUUUUAUAAACCAAAUAACUUUAUUAUUGCUUUUGUAGUUGUUAAAACUGAGAAUUUCUUUAAAAAUGUGUUUGUAGUUUACGUUUUUCAGAGGGUUUUGGUAGUAUUUGUGAUAAAAUGGUUUUGCAUAUGAUUAUUAUAGGGAAUAUAUUUAUAGAGUUCUACUUGUGUACUUUGUUGAAUUAUAUUGAAAAUUAAAAGUUCUCAGUCCAUACAGUUAAUAUUUGUAUCUAGAGUGCAUAAGAAAAAUCUGUCUUCUAUUUUUGGCGUAUAGAAGCCAGUGUUGCUUCUAUUUUUUUUUUUUAAUACAAAUUCCAUUUUUCUUUGCGUUUUAGACCCUAUGUAAGAAACAACUUUACAAAAUAAUAUGCUGGUGAUAUUUGGACAAGUACCAUAAAUUCAUGUAUACUGUACAGUACUUUCUGGAUACAUUUUCUCUAAUCAUAGUAGAAUUUGUUUCAAAACUGCAACUCUUUGAAGUGUUCAGCUGUAAUAAAAUUUAGUUAUAAAAUUACAUGGCACUGUUGAAAAUCUAAAGGAUAGUCCAAAGAAAGAACAGACAAAUAUUAAUAGUAAUGUUUUAUAUUUUCUGAAUAAAUGUUUGGGUUUAUCCACACACAUACGCAGUCAUUUGAAAUGCUAAGUAAGAAUUGAUUAUAGUGUCUUUACUUUUCAUUUAAUUAUAUCUUAGUAAAAAGUUAAUACAGCAGUUUCUUUUUUCUUGUUUUUAUUUUUUUCAUAUGGCAGUGUUUCUGAACAUGCUUAUCCUUUGAUUUACCUCUGAUUUGGUUUUCCAUCGUAAUCUUUAGGCUUCUUAGGAGGAUCCUAUUUGAUUUGAUGGAAAAACUGGAAUAAUAGUUCAGACUUUUUUGAGCAUUGACUUGACACUGCUUUAUAAGUUUUAUAUGAUUCACUCAUCAUCACAACAGCUGUAUGAGAUAAAUACCACUGCAGAUAAGGAAAGAGAGAUAACAGAGAGGUUCAGUGAUUGCAUUAGGUCACACAGCUAUUAGAUUUUGGGAGUCGUCGGUGGCUGGACUCCACACUGCCUCUCCCUGUUACGCUUUUUGGAAGAAGUCUUUGACAGAUAAUAUGCUAAACUAAGAUAAUGUUUAGAGGGAAAGGAGAAAAUAGAAUUAGGAAAAUAAAUGAUUAUAAGUGAAAAUGGGUUCUGUGUCUUAGUGGAAAUCGACACUUGUGCUAGUUCCUUGAGAAAUUGUCUUCUGGGUAUAUCUCUAUUCAGGAUUCACUUUGGUUAUAGCAUUGUUUCUUGAACCAUUUAAGGGAGGAUACUUAUGGGUGAGAUUGUUAAUAAAGCAAAUGUUUUACA
This is a messenger RNA of Leopardus geoffroyi (Geoffroy's cat), 3248 nucleotides long. RefSeq names its product serine and arginine rich splicing factor 12 (gene SRSF12). The coding region runs from base 439 to 939 and encodes 166 amino acids. The transcript is spliced from 3 exons. Gene Ontology annotation, molecular function: RNA binding. NCBI's taxonomy places the organism in Eukaryota, Metazoa, Chordata, Mammalia, Carnivora, Felidae. The record is from RefSeq and is a predicted model, not a curated record.